GCGUGAUGGACGCGGCCGUAGUUCUUGUUCUUGAGAGCAUGGUAGAAAGGUGAUUGUGGAACCGCUGCCGGAAAUUACAGGGAACAAACGCGGUAUUAGCGAGCGCCAUCGAAUUGGUAGUAACCAAUGCUUCCUGCACAUACAUGCAAAUUCUUAAGGCACACGAUAUCAUAAAAUGCGCUUCCUGCGGCUUACCGUUCGGGGCACCAUCCAGUCGAGCACAUGCAACAAAGUUGCCACUCGAUGUGCGCAUGUAAGCACUACUCGCGCAGUUCUAGGUAAUAAAUUAUGGCAAGAAUCAAAGCUGACAUGCUGCAGUUACCAGAAAAGUACGGUUCGGUGGAAAACUGGGAAAGGCAGCUUAUCGUCGCUCUUCAUGCCGGUGCCUGUAAAAGUAUCAAGCAAUCCAGAUGAUAUCAACGUUGGUGAGGAGUUGACAACGAAACUAAAAAAAGAGGACCUGCUCAAGAUAUUAAAUCAGUUCAGUAAAAGGCCAGAAGUGAUCAAGUUGAGUGAAGAAAAUGGACUUGAUGCACGUUUGUUUCACCAGGCUUUCAUCAGCUUCAGGCGAUACUGCAUGGAGUCUGAACAUUUACCCGUGGAUCUUCAUAUCGUGUUCAGUGACCUUCUCCAGGGCGGAAGCCAUGUUGAUGACCUCUUUCCCUAUUUCCUUCAACAUGCAAAGCAGAUAUUUCCACAUCUUGAAUGCAUGGAGGAAUUACAAAAGAUUAGUGAUCUUCGGCUACCUGGGAACUGGUACCCUGAAGCACGUGCCAUUGAGAGGAAAAUCAUUUUCCAUUCUGGGCCCACGAAUAGUGGAAAAACACAUAAUGCAUUAGAAAGUUUUAUGAACUCUGAGACUGGGCUGUACUGUGGUCCCCUCAAAAUGUUGGCUGUGGAAGUGUACCAGAAAACAAACGAGAAAAAUACUCCUUGUGAUUUGAUCACUGGGGAAGAGAGAAAAUAUGUUGACCCUGAAGGCAACCCAGCAAAGCAUGUGGCCUGCACUGUUGAAAUGGCUUCUGUCACUACACCAUAUGACGUAGCAGUGAUUGACGAAAUCCAAAUGCUUCGCGACCCCCAGCGUGGCUGGGCGUGGACCCGGGCCCUCUUAGGCCUGGCUGCAAAGGAAAUUCAUCUCUGCGGUGAAGAAGCAGCUUUGAGUUUGGUGAAGGAGAUCCUUAGCUCAGUGGGUGAAGAAGUGAAGGUUAAUAGAUAUAAACGUUUGACCCAGUUAGUGGUAGAAAAUCGCGCACUAGAGAACCUCCAGAAUAUUCGUCCAGGCGACUGCAUUGUGUGCUUCAACAAGAAUGAUAUCUAUAAUGUGAGCCUCCAGAUUGAGCGCCAAGGGGUUGAAUGCGCGGUCAUCUAUGGUGGGCUCCCGCCUGGAACCAAACUGGCGCAAGCCAAAAAAUUUAAUGACCCUGAGCAUCCUUGCAAAGUUCUUGUUGCCACUGAUGCCAUUGGCAUGGGGCUCAACCUGAGCAUUCGGCGCAUUGUGUUCUAUUCCAUCGUUAAGCCCACAAUGAACGAAAAAGGAGAACGAGAAAUGGACUCGAUAUCUACAUCUCAAGCGCUCCAAAUUGCUGGUCGUGCGGGACGCUACGGUACACAAUUUGAAGUGGGGCAUGUGACAACCUUUCGAACGGAUGACCUUCCCGUGUUGAAGCAGAUCCUUUCGUCGCCGGUUGAAUUAAUUGCAGCAGCUGGGCUUCAUCCGACGGCUGAACAGAUAGAACUCUUCGCCUACCACUUACCACAUGCAACUCUUUCAAACUUGAUCGACAUCUUUGUGAGCUUGUGCAAAGUAGACUCAUCGUCGUACUUCAUGUGCAACAUCGAAGGCUUCAAGUUCCUGGCAGACAUGAUUCAACAUGUUCCUCUUCCACUGAGGGCACGAUACGUGCUUUGCUGCUCUCCUAUUAACCAGAAAAUGCCUUUUGUGUGCACCAUGUUUCUAAAGUUCGCACGGCAAUACAGUCGCAACGAGCAGCUAACCAGCCAGUGGUUAGGCAGAAACAUAAACUGGCCACUCAAUGUUCCCAAGACCAUUAUGGAUCUCGUGCAUUUGGAGGCAGUGUUUGACGUCCUGGAUCUUUACCUGUGGCUGAGCUAUCGUUUUCCAGACCUCUUCUGCGACGCAGAUACUGUGCGAUCAAUGCAGCAAGAACUUGACCUCAUUAUCCAGAAAGGCGUGUUCAAUAUCACCAACUUGCUACGGGCUGGAAUGAGUGAGGAUGAAGAAGCAGAGGAAGAGUGUCCACGUGAAUCCCGACAGAAGCCACAGCAGAGACAAGCCUCUGAGGGUCCGAGCGAGCGCUUCGGCAAAGGAAAGCUUACAGACCGGCUCAUUGCGCAGGGCUUAUUGACUAAAGACCAAAUUAGGGAACUGCAGAAGGAAUGGGAAAGCAACAGUCAGAACAGUGCAAGUGCAGCAGCCCUUAACAAACGAAAUAGAAAGAAAAGAAAAUAGGACUGAGCAAAAUGCUAGCAAAGUAUGGUCACUUUUAUGGUUUCUACCACUGAAUAAAUUCCAGAGUCACGAUCCA
This is a messenger RNA of Ornithodoros turicata, 2549 nucleotides long. RefSeq names its product ATP-dependent RNA helicase SUPV3L1, mitochondrial-like (gene Suv3). Gene Ontology annotation, cellular component: mitochondrial degradosome. The record is from RefSeq and is a predicted model, not a curated record. Lineage: Eukaryota; Metazoa; Arthropoda; Arachnida; Ixodida; Argasidae. Gene Ontology annotation, biological process: mitochondrial RNA 3'-end processing; RNA catabolic process. Gene Ontology annotation, molecular function: hydrolase activity, acting on acid anhydrides; ATP binding; RNA helicase activity. Bases 176 to 2473 code for a protein of 765 amino acids. The transcript has 13 exons.